AUGAUUCCAAUUACAAAUGCAAGUAAAAUUAAUCCAGUAGCAAAAAAAGCUUACAUUGGUGAAUCGAUUUUAUCAGCAGUGCUCUGGGGAAUCACAAAUUUUAUUUUUAGUCUCCUAGAUGAUACUGACUUCGCUACUUCAUGCUUAUCAUUUCCUGGAUUUAUCACAGUCUGCAUGGGCUAUAAAUUCUUAUAGAUGAGAGAAAAAGGCUAGAUCACGAAAAAAUUAAUAAACGACCAAUUCUUUAGAGCAUACUACAAUGAUACUGGUGAUAAGCUAAACAUGAUUAACAUAUUUCACAUGAUCAUCAGAUCAGUAAUGUUCUUUGCACUAACCUUGCUAGCUAUUCUUGCCGCUGGGUAUGCUUUAAAGGCAUAAAUUAACUUCGGCAUCAUCACAAGCUGUAUCUGUAUUAGUAUUGCCUUAAAUGCGAUUUUCAGCUACAUUUUCUAUCAGGAGUUGCUAACAAAAGUAUAAAUAUUAGGCAUCAGUGUCAUUAUAGUUAGUAUUGUUGGUAUAUCGAUCGCAAAAGGAAGCAAAAAUUAAGAGUAACAAUAAGAAAAUGGCUAUGAUGAUGAUGAAAAACUCUAUUUCAAGAUAGCAGCUAUUUCUCUAGCUUUAAUUUAAGGAAUUUGCAAUUGUUUUAGAGCCAUUCAAGCAAAGUACUUGUUUCGAAAAACAGCUUACUAGCCAGUAGAUUUAUCUGUUGACUCAGGUCUCUUCUUAGGAAUUUCUUUAAUGAUAUGCAGUAUAUAUUACUGGAUAGAAGGCUGUGAUUCUUAUACUUGGUAUAACUUCUUCAUAAAUAUCAUUGGAAGUCAUCUCAUGAUGAUUUUUAGCAUUAUAUCAUUGAAAUGUAUUGUUAAAGGUUUAGCAGGUACUACCAGUGCUAUUAUUUACUCAUUUCCUGUAUACACUUCAAUACUUCAAGCAAUAUUUCUAAAAUAGAUCCCCUCGCUAUAUCAAAUCUUAGCUAGCUUUUUAUCUCUCAUUGGAGUUGGAAUUAUUCUUUUAGGCAGCAAAAAAUGA
Molecule: messenger RNA, 1029 nt
Organism: Stylonychia lemnae
Lineage: Eukaryota; Ciliophora; Spirotrichea; Sporadotrichida; Oxytrichidae
Source: the annotation of a GenBank genome assembly